AUGGACGGCUUAGAGAACAAUUCAGAGAUCAUAGUAAUUGGAGCAACGAAUAGAAUCGAUGCUAUAGAUCCAGCUCUAAGAAGACCAGGUCGAUUCGACAGAGAGUUGUACUUCCCGUUGCCAUGUUAUACUGCGAGAAAAGAAAUACUCUCGGUUCAUAUAAAAAGUUGGAAGCAGAAACCACCGCAGAAAUUUUUGGCGUAUCUUGCAUCGAAAACAGUUGGAUUUUGCGGAAGUGAUUUGCAAGCUCUUUGCGCCGAGGCGGUAAUGUGCUGCGUCCGAAGAAACUAUCCGGAAAUAUACACGUCCAAGGCGAAAUAUCAAAUUAACGAACGCCACCUUAAAGUCGAGAAACAAGAUUUUCUAAGGGCACAACAGAAUAUUUUACCAGCAUCGCAUCGUGUUUCAGUCGCACCAGUGAAGUCUUUAUCGUAUAAAAUUCAGCCAUUACUUCAAGAUAAUUUAUCGCGUAUUUUAUCACAGCUCCAGAUUCUUUGUCCACCAGGAAUGUUAAUUUGCGAUAUUAUUACUGGUAGGGCCGUAUCGAGGUCAAACAACUGUCCCAGGAUUUUAUUGUACGGCGACGAUGACUCCCACACUCGUCAUCUGGGACCGGCAUUACUCCACACCUUGGAACAUUUACCCUGCCAUGUGUUGGACGUUACAACUUUGUUCGAGGAAACAGGAAGGGCUGCAGAAGAAGCUCUCAUUCAAAAAAUGAAAAUGGCUCGACGAAGUUUACCAUCGUUGCUCUACAUUCCUGACAUCUUAGCCUGGUGGAAUCUGGUAGAUGAAGCGGCACGCGUUGUUUUUACUUCUUUGAUGCAUGGCUUAGAUCGAUCGGUGCAUAUGUUAAUCUUGAUUACGGCCAAUUGCCCGCAAGAAGAUUUACCCGCAGAUAUUGCAUCAUUGUUCGACAAACACCGAGGCGAAAUGUUCGAAGUCACGUCCCCCGACGCACAGCAGCGGGAAUCAUUUUUUAAACAAUUAUUCGUUCACUCAACGUGUGAUCUCGAAUCUAAUUGUUCUUCACAAGCGCAAUUCGAACAAAUUAUGAAUCUGAAGAAGACGAAAGAAGUAGGAAGGAAACGAAAGGCAGGACGUCCCGAUACCACGGAAAAUCUUCAAAUUCUAAAUAAUCGACCAUCGAAGAGCGGACUCGAGUAUGUACAAAAGAAAAUACAAUUAGAAACAAUGAAUACAGAAACGGUGAAUAGUUUCGAAAGUUCUUCAAAUUCGUCCAUAUAUGAAGAAUCGAAUUCGAGAUUAAAUCUCGAUAAUGCCUUGCUGAUGGACGAGAGUUUAUCAGAUAACAGUGAUGAAAGUUUUUAUGACACAAUGAAUAGAAACACGUCAAUUGCAAUAAGAAGACAAAGUGAUGAUAUUUCAAAUACGUCUGAAUAUUAUGACAGUACAAGUUUUUUUUCUUUACCCGAUACGAAAUUUUAUGCGAAUUGUAAAAAUGAGAAUCCUAUUAAUGUAAAUAAUUCACAACAUCAACAAGACGUAAAAGCUGAAAAAAAGAAUAAUACACAUGCGCCUGUCUCGUUAAAAAUACUAUUAAGACAGAUGUUUGAUGAAAUUUUAGGAAAAUCUGAUUCUGCAAAGCAGACAAACGGAACUGAUUCUACUGGAAACUUAGACAAUGAGUUCUUAUCAAGUAAUAACAACUUAACAGAUAGAUCGAACAAUACAUUUGAAAAAAAUAAUAACUCGAUAUGUCAAACGGAAAAAUUUCAUAUGAUUAAAACUUCAACUGAGGAUGCAAAUGACCUGAGCAAAAUUAACGCUUCACCUUCUUGUGAUACAUACACUUUAAACAGAUUGAAUUCUGAGAGAUUAAUUACAAUACUGGAGAAUUCCAAUGAAAGUAGCAGUAAUUCACAGCUAAAUGAAUCUAACAACUGGUCUGGAAAAUGUAUAGGCAAAUUAAAGAACUUCUUUUCUUGGAAACUGAACAACAAAUGUACGAAUAAACAGAUAUUUAGUACUAGUGAGAUAAGUGAUAAUAUUUCUAUAUCCUCAGAUACAUCGACUGAGAUCGAUAUAGUAAAUAAGGAAAUUUUUCAAAAAAUAAAUGAUUUACAAGCAAAUGAUUCUCUGAAUGUUGUAAAUUUCCAAUUUAGAAAUAAAAUUAUUGUCGUAGAAUCCACAAGUCCUGUUAAUUCGGUUAAAAAUGAAGUUAAUUCUGCAAGUUCAAACUACGAAGAAUAUGUUUGUCCAGACACGUUUUUUCAUAGCUCAAAGACUGAAACGAAGAAAUUAAAAGAUCAUAAUAGAAUUGGUAAAAAAACUGCAAAACGACGCAGUUUAUCUAUGUCAGAAAACAAUACCGAAGAAAAGAAAGAUCAAGAUAGUAAUGAUAAUAAGAAUAAUAAUAAGUCGAAAACCCCACACAGAAUGGACUUUUUUAAUAGAACAAAUAUUCGUGAAAGAAAGUCUAUAUCACCUAGGAUUAUUGCAUCUCCUAUAAAGCCUGUAACUUAUCUAAGAAAAGUUUUUAUGGACAUGGAAAAAAAGAAUAAAGUACGAAGUAUGAAGCACUCGCCAAUGCACAAAUUAAGACAAACCAAGGUACCGUUUAUAUCUGUAACUCCGGCAACGCCGGAACACUAAUAAUUGAGUAUUAAAAAUUAUAACUUUAGUGUUAUUUAUUACUAUGUUAUUA
This is a messenger RNA of Frieseomelitta varia, 2668 nucleotides long. RefSeq lists its product as uncharacterized. The coding region runs from base 1 to 2616 and encodes 871 amino acids. Gene Ontology annotation, biological process: positive regulation of transcription by RNA polymerase II. Lineage: Eukaryota; Metazoa; Arthropoda; Insecta; Hymenoptera; Apidae. The transcript is spliced from 11 exons. Gene Ontology annotation, cellular component: nucleus. The record is from RefSeq and is a predicted model, not a curated record. Gene Ontology annotation, molecular function: ATP binding; chromatin binding; ATP hydrolysis activity.